Hevea brasiliensis (rubber tree) is the source of this 1523-nucleotide messenger RNA. RefSeq lists its product as uncharacterized. Bases 272 to 1204 code for a protein of 310 amino acids. The record is from RefSeq and is a predicted model, not a curated record. Lineage: Eukaryota; Viridiplantae; Streptophyta; Magnoliopsida; Malpighiales; Euphorbiaceae. The transcript is spliced from 7 exons.
CCCCCACGGUUCUAAAUUAGGACAUAAUCGCCAUUCGCCACUGCACUGCACCUGCGUCACUCCCCACCACUGCCAAAAUUUAUCCAAAUACCCGCGCAGAAGAGAGCGCUUAUAGCAAGAAACAAAUACAGUGAUCGUUAAAAACUUGUAUUCCCACAUCUACGGCUAUGGCUUUCACUCCCAUUUAACUUCUCCCUCUUAUCUCCUUCUUCUCCUCUUCUUUGCAUGAUACAAAAAGAAUUUCUUUCCCAUUUUGUUUUUCUCCUUUUCGAUGAGUUGCGGAGCAAUCCUCAGCCUUUCAACUAAUGCUGUUGCUACCAGAAGAAUCCGAUUCCAUAACCCCAAAUUCUGCACCAGAACUCUACACCCAUUAUCCUACUCCUUUUUUCAGGUGAAUUUUGGUGGGAAUCAUCGGCUUAGGCUUAGCAGUAUCAGACGGCUUCAUUUGUCUCCAAAUGCAACCUCUCUCGAGCUUCCUCUUCUUCCUUUUAACAUGGGCGAGGUUUUGGUUCCAUCAGAAAGUAAGGUUCUGCAUUUAUACGAAGCUAGAUAUCUUGCUCUGCUAGAGGAGUCUUUAUUGAGAAAGAAGAAGGUUUUCGUACAUUUUGUGUUGGAUCCCAUUCUUAUUAGCAGUUCAGGAACUGAGGCAUCAUUUGCAGCUAGAUAUGGCUGUUUGGUUUUUAUAGAAAAUGUUGAGCGUUUAGAUGUUGGAGCAUUAGUCUCCAUAAGGGGAAUUGGUCGUGUCAAGCUUGUGAAAUUUUUGCAGUCAAAUCCUUACUUGAUAGGUGAAGUCAUACCAUUACAGGACCGGGUUCCUGAUGAUCCAAGUAAAAUAGACUCCAAACUUAUAGCAGUAAAGGAGGCUCUUUACAGUCUAAAUAGCUUGGAAAUUAAAUUAAAGGCUCCCAAAGAAGCAUUGUUGCAGACUCGUAUUGCAAACUCACUAACAUGGGCUAAAAAGGAGCCAUCCUUGGAAUGUGAUAAAGCUUUCAUUCCAUCUCUGGCUGAGCGUAUAUCCUUCACAGCACUACAACCUAUUUCAGGUUCUACUGAAUCAGAAAUGCUCAAGUUGCAGCAACAGAAGCUAAGAGCAAUGGAUGUGAAAGAGACGCUACAAAGGCUAGAUGAUUCCUUAGAAUUAGUUAAUGAGAACAUCUCCAUUGUUGCAGCAAAGCUUGCUAUCCAAUCACUAGAAAUGCAGUAGGUGUGGAAGUUAAUAGCUGAGGUCUUAUGGCGUCGCGAUAGAGAUCAUUUUGCCUAAUCCCCAUCGUCUCCCGGCUAAGGAUGCCGGCCUUAUUCAGUGGGGCGAGUGGAGCCUCGAGUUGAGAAGCACUGCUGAGAGGUAGGAAGAUCCAACAUUGAAAGAAAAGCUAUGAUUUGUUAUUAUGUAACCAUUUUUUUCUUGAGGUACAGGCCUAACCAAAAAAAUAUAUAUAUAUAUAUUGUUGAUAUUGUAAACCAAGGUUAUAAUUGUAAAUUGAUUUGUUUGUACCAAUUGAAGGAUAUGAAUGAAUCUUCUAAAA